Messenger RNA from Pyricularia oryzae 70-15, 624 nucleotides. RefSeq lists its product as uncharacterized. The coding region runs from base 1 to 624 and encodes 207 amino acids. NCBI's taxonomy places the organism in Eukaryota, Fungi, Ascomycota, Sordariomycetes, Magnaporthales, Pyriculariaceae. The record is from RefSeq and is a predicted model, not a curated record. The transcript has 3 exons.
AUGCAGUUCUCCAUGCUCAAGGUCGCAGUCGCCACCAUGGCCGUCUGCAGCGACGUCGUCCUGUCUCAAGUGCUUGUCGCCACCGCUGGCCAGGUCAUCAGCAACCUCCAGACGCUCACUACAAAGACGCAGCAGCUGCAGGGCCCGGCACAGACUCUCAACAUGCUCAAUGCGCCACUCGUGGUUGUCGGACAGGGACCUAUGCCGCAAAUCAUUGCCGGCCUCAACGACAUUGUCAGCACGGCCACUACGUUCCAGGCUCAAUGGAAUGGCAUCAGCCCACCCACCACUGAUGAGAUCUCGAGAGUCGCCACUGCCUUCCGCGAUUUCUCCAACGGUCAACAGAAGUUCCUCAACAUCCUGAUCGGCAAGGCUGGCGUCUUUGAGCAGGUGCCCUUCAUUGGCCAGCCUCUUACCGGUGUUCUCCGACAGCUCGAGAGCAUCACCGAGACGAUUUCCGCUACCCUGAUGGCCCUUCCCGGAGCGCCCGCCACGGAUCUGCAGUCGCAGGUCAACAACCUCAAGAGCACCCUCGACAUUGCCGUCAACAAGUUCGAGGGUCUCAGACUCACCAAGCGCAGCAUCAGCCGCCGCGAUGCCUUCCGCGCCGCCCUCCGCGCCUAA